This is a messenger RNA of Candidula unifasciata, 1224 nucleotides long. NCBI's taxonomy places the organism in Eukaryota, Metazoa, Mollusca, Gastropoda, Stylommatophora, Geomitridae. The record is from the annotation of a GenBank genome assembly.
AUGACCUCACAGUCAAAAGAUGAUGCAGUUGCUGCCGUUAAUAUCAACUUCCAAGUCAAGAAUGGAACCAGCACCCUUCCGUUUCUGAGAGACUUCCGUCCUGGUCCUCUGGACGUCUACAGGAAGCAGGCUUCCUUUGAUUGGAAACAGAUGGCUCUCUUUCUGGACGGCGAGGACAUCUUGCAGUUCAAGCACAAGAUUUAUACAACCCUGGAAAAUGACCCUGCAUUUGCCCGUGGCUUUCACACCCCUUCUUUGGAGAAACAGCGAGAGAACACAUUCCGGCGGGCCCAGCACGUGAUGGUCUACAACUUCCUGACUGAAGAAGAGCUCUACGGCAACCCUCUGAAGUUCAAGGCUUACCUCGAGUCUCUGGGGAUGUAUGAUUGGACCGUCUCUGCCAAGCUGUCGCUCAAUAAUGAGAUGUUUGCUGGCACGAUUCUGAAUAUGGGCUCACAGAGACAUACAGAGAUCAUUGACAAGAAUAAAGCUUUACAGAAUUUCGGUUGCUUCAUUUUAACCGAACUGAGUCAUGGAAGUAACACUAAAAAUAUGAGGACCACGGCCACAUACGAUUCCAAGUCACAGGAGUUUGUCAUCAACACACCAGAUUUUGAAGCUACAAAGAUUUGGGUUGGUAACUUGGGCAAACAGGCAACUCAUGGAAUUUUGUACGCACAGCUGUAUACUGAGAAUGGGCAGUGCCAGGGACUGCAUACCUUUGUUGUCCCAGUUAGAGACCCCAAGACAUUGCUGGCUCUUCCAGGGGUCAUUGUUGGUGAUAUGGGCGAGAAAAUUGGCCUCAAUGGACUGGAUAACGGGUUUGUCGCCUUCAACCAGUUGAGAAUCCCCAGGGAGAAUUUGCUGGACAAGUUUGGUGAUGUGACACCAGCAGGACAGUACGUCACCUCGUACAAGGACCCCAACAAGAGGUUUGGAGCUUCUCUUGGGGCCUUGUCUGGAGGUCGUGUGGGAAUCACUGGGAUGGGAGUGGCUAACUUAAAGUUGUGUAUGACCAUCGCUGUGAGGUAUUCGGCAGUCCGGCGCCAGUUUGGUCCGACUGCAGAGGAAGAGAUACCUGUAAUUGAGUACCAGCUACAGCAAUGGCGACUGUUUCCAUACUUGUCUGCACUGUAUGCCCUUGAUGUGUUUUCCACAUCCUUCUUCAUGGACUUUGUACUGUUCAGAAUUGGGUCAAUGAUGGGAGACAACUCUCAGAAACAG